Messenger RNA from Amoebophrya sp. A120, 434 nucleotides. The record is from the annotation of a GenBank genome assembly. NCBI's taxonomy places the organism in Eukaryota, Dinophyceae, Syndiniales, Amoebophryaceae.
CGACGAUAAUUCCAGUUCUGUCGCCAACAUUCUGGACGACGUGGAGCUGAUUACCGCACUGCAGCAGUCAAAGCAGACCUCGUCGGAGAUCGAAGUCCGGGUGGCGGAAAGCGAAAAGACGAACAAGACGAUCGACAAGGAGAUGUCGUUCUACAAGCCGCUCGCGAUCCGGGGGAGUUUGUUGUAUUUUGUCAUCGCCGAUUUGGCCAAAAUCGACGCCAUGUACCAGUUUUCAUUAGCCUACUUCCAGCAGUUAUUCACCGAGUCGAUCACGAGCCUCGCGGAAGAAAAUAGUGAAACUAAAUCUAGCCAGCCUGCUUCACCAGCAACCCCCUACCAUGGGAGGCAGAGCAUCGUGCAGCGGCGACAAUCGCUGCAGAACCAACAGCUUGCUGCGAGUGCGGCCGCUGCAGCUGCUAGCUCUUCUUCUUCAA